AUGCACGCCACUGCUGCUCUCCGCUCCGCUGCCCGGACUCCUCUGAUUCGCUUCCUUGGCCGUCGCUCUGUGCCUCAAGCUAUUGACCACGCUCCUCGUCCUCACCCCGCCUCUCCUACAGGCGCCCUCCCUGACUCUUUCGCUGCGUACCGUGUUAAGGCCCAGCAGCACGGUCCUCUGAGCCGCGGCUCGUUCGUUGAGGGCUCGAUCGGCCGUAGCUCGGGUUCCGCCUUGGGCCCCAUUCAGCCCAAGCAGGGAGAAUACUUCGACCGUGCUGAGCUUCCUCCUCGAUUCCAGCGUCUUCCAUGGAGCGAGGCUGAGAUUGAAGCCGUCGAGACUGGUGGUGCCAGUCUCUUCGCUUAA
This is a messenger RNA of Aspergillus pseudonomiae, 363 nucleotides long. RefSeq names its product alpha-ketoglutarate dehydrogenase subunit KGD4. Lineage: Eukaryota; Fungi; Ascomycota; Eurotiomycetes; Eurotiales; Aspergillaceae. The coding region runs from base 1 to 363 and encodes 120 amino acids. The transcript has 2 exons. The record is from RefSeq and is a predicted model, not a curated record. Gene Ontology annotation, biological process: 2-oxoglutarate metabolic process.